UGACAAAAUGGCGCCGAAUUUGGACAAAGUUGUUGAUUUACCUUGUCGAUGGUUAAACAGGUAUGAUCUACUUGAAACCAAGUUGAAACUUGUUUAAAAUGUUCUUGAUACCAUUAUGUCUGAAAUGAUUUACAUUUUUUGUAGGAUAUCGACGAGAUCGCCGAUAAACAGCGGAGUAAAGUGGAGAACUUGGCCAAAUACGUCCAUUUGCAGGAGGUAGGCACAUUUCAAAUUAUUAUUUCGGUCAGAAAAUAUUAACUAUUUUACACCAAACCAGUGAUAAUAUAUUUAAAUAAGUACCAUUUAUGUUUCUAUCAAAAAGAUUUAGGGAAAAAGGUAAUGUAAGUCCACUGCUGUUUAUCUGAAUUUGUAAGCCACAAAUUGACGUUUAACUAUGAUUAUUGCAUGGCCAUUUUCAUGUGAAAUAUUAGUGCUAGGCAUUUCACACUUACCAAUGACCACCCCCAAUAGUACCAUCUCUGAACCAUAUAAGCACCUCAGAAUAACCAAAGCUUUUAUGGUUUGGUAGAUAGCAGUAUGGCGAAAGCGUCGUUUUUGGGUGUGGUCAGUUUCGGACGUUUCGUCCCGGAUUGGGGUUCGGGCAGCAUUACCAUGUUGACCGUCAUGGUCAACUUGCCCUAAAACAGUUGAGAUUAUCUGUCCUAAAUGAAAUGCAUACAAACUCAUAUACAGGUCCUAGACUAUAAGCAAUUAUUGCCUAUUUAUAAUAAAAGUGCACUGUUUUAAACUAAGGUGCUACAAAAUAUUUUAUCUGUAUAUUUCUAAUUUUUGAUAACUAUAUUCUUUAGGAUAUAGAGCAGCCGGAUCGAGAGAAGUUCACACAAACAGACAUUCCAAUGGCUGGUACGGAUUGCAAUUACUGUCUGGAAUUACAAGAGAGGAACCGAAUUCUUCGCAAUCAAGUCAUAGACUUAAAACAAAGACUAGCUAAAGAGAAAUCCAUUGUGAAGGAUUUACAAUCUAGUAAGUAGUUUAGUGUUAUUUUGUGUUUUGUGUAUACCGUGAAAAUCUAUACCAUAUUUUAUAUGACCGACCUCAGUUGUAAAAUUAUUUCAGAACUGUUGACAAAAAAGUGUCGACAGUCAUACAUGAGCAAGUAUUUGCACUACGAAUAUACAUUUAAUAGGAAGUAUAUUAUCGCUAGUAAUUGUUGAACUAUUACAAACAAGGACAGAGAUUAUUGAGCUUAUCAAAUUGAAAACAUAAGCCCAAGUUGCCCAAUAUAAGCAUAUUUUUAUGGGUAUCAUACACCCUUUUCAUAAAUGGCUGCCAAUCAAAAAUUCUUUUAUGUGCAUGUGAAUUGGCCCAACUAACCUCGUUUCUUGGUAGAAAUUCCUUUGAAAUCUUAACAUGAGUAUGAGGCUAGUUGGGCCAAUUUAUAUGCACAUAAAAGAAUGUUUAAUCGGCAGCCAUUUAUGAAAAGGGUGUAUAUGAUUUCACGAUUUUAUAUAUAAUUUUAUCAAUCAGACCUUCAAAUUAUAUAAUAAAUAUGUAUAUAUAAUGUAUGACAUUCUCUGAUCAGGCUAUGUUGAAGAGAUGUAUCAAACCUUCCUGGAUGCUCAACGGAAAGGCGACCUUGAGGAAGAGAAGGACAAAUUGAAGAAGAUGACUCCUGAGCCAAUGAACACAAUGCUGACCAAGCAACCACGAGAUGAGGCCAUAAAGAAAAGAAAAGAAAGGAUAGGAGAGCUAUGGUUGUGGAAGAUGUCCCUCCUACAUCAACAGGUUUGAAAAAUAAAUAUACAGUAUAUUGCAUAGCCUGCGUGGCAGGCUCUCAAUUUUAUGGGCAGAAUUAUAAAUAAACAAACUUUUAUUGUUAUAACACAUAUGUAAAUCAUCUGUUUCUUUCACUUAUUUAGUAUCUCAAGUUGAGGCAACCACAGCAACACCAAAUCAACGGGCAAAACCUCAUUGCAGUUUGUGUCACCAUCCCAUGAAGGGCCACAAAAAUGUGGUUGAUUGCCCACGGAAUCAACAAAACCCAAACUAAUGUAUAAAUAUAUCUUAAAAAAUACAAUUGAAAUAUUGUUCUAUGGUGACAGUUCAUUAUAUAAUAUACUGUAUGCUACAGGGUGGGGUGCAAUAUCAAGAUAGCAUGACCAGUUGCCAUAUGGAACAUUUACUGGUACUGUAUAAGAUAUAAUAUAGGCUAUAUAGCCAUUUGGGGAUUACCUUAUACCUUGUCUGGCCCAAUAUAUCUACCAGAAUAGAAUGUUGAUUUAAAGAUAAAGAGUAGAGCCAAGCAAAUAACUUUAAAGUAAAAAAAAAUAUUAGCCAACAUUUUGUUGUUUACAAUACAACAUCUUCAGAGCAAUCUAAGUGAAUUUACAGGGUAUGGUGUAUAUAUAUUUACAAAUAAUG
This is a messenger RNA of Paramuricea clavata, 2382 nucleotides long. Lineage: Eukaryota; Metazoa; Cnidaria; Anthozoa; Malacalcyonacea; Plexauridae. The record is from the annotation of a GenBank genome assembly.